Callorhinchus milii (elephant shark) is the source of this 1009-nucleotide messenger RNA. RefSeq names its product properdin. The coding region runs from base 1 to 825 and encodes 274 amino acids. The record is from RefSeq and is a predicted model, not a curated record. Gene Ontology annotation, molecular function: calcium ion binding. NCBI's taxonomy places the organism in Eukaryota, Metazoa, Chordata, Chondrichthyes, Chimaeriformes, Callorhinchidae. The transcript has 7 exons.
AUGGAGGGCUUUGUAGAUAUCGAUGAGUGCAGUCAGGGGAUGCCUCUGCAGUGCCUGCCGCACACCAAGUGUAUCAACACGUACGGCUCCUACGCAUGCCUUUGCCCGGAUGGUUAUGAAGGAGAUGCCUUGUAUUCUUGUAUAGAUGUCGACGAGUGUAUGGUCAACGCGGGAAACUGCGACGAGAACGCCUUCUGUGUCAACACCCUCGGCUCCUACGUCUGCGUCUGUCAGAACGGCUACUUUAGGGACGGGAUGAAAUGUCAAGGGAGCAGUAUCUGGACACCCUGGUCUCCCUGGUCAGUGUGUACGGUGAGCUGCGGGGUCCAGAACACCAUGCGUGUGCGGCUGUGCACCCACCCCGAGAGCGGGAUGCGCUGCGAGGGGCCUUCGGUGCAGCUCAAACACUGCGACAGCGUCAGCCCCUGCCCAGUGCUGGGCAAGUGGUCGGAGUGGUCCCCCUGGUCCACAUGUACGCAGCUUUGCUCCGGGAUCACCAGGAGAAUCCGAGUGUGCAACAACCCAGCCCCGGCCCACGGAGGACUCCCGUGCACGGGGACGUUCGAGGAGAACCUGGCCUGCCGGCACAGCGACUGCCCAACUGAUGGUGGCUGGUCUCCGUGGACCUUCUGGUCUCCCUGCCCGUCCAGCUGUGGGAUCGGUGUGGUCAAACGCUCCCGCUUGUGCAACAACCCUGCUCCGGAGAACAGCGGCAAUCCCUGCCUCGGGCACGACUACGAGGAGGGAUCGUGCGGAUUUCCGCUGGAUUACUGCAAGUAUCUCACCCGCCCUAUGGACGCCGUCGUGAAGGGAAGAUGGAUUUAAGGCUGGGUGCGUGCACUGGUUCCCUGAUCGCGCGCUUGACACACGGACGGGAGAGGCGAGCACUCGACGCUCAAAGAGCCUCGCUGCACGGAGAGCUUGAUGUGCUCUUUGUACGUGGACUCGUGGUAUGAACCACCGAUUGUACAUUUGGGAGAGAAUGUAUUUAAUAAUAAAAGAAAACACU